Messenger RNA from Ogataea angusta, 8817 nucleotides. RefSeq lists its product as uncharacterized. Gene Ontology annotation, biological process: fermentation. The transcript has a single exon. Gene Ontology annotation, cellular component: membrane. NCBI's taxonomy places the organism in Eukaryota, Fungi, Ascomycota, Pichiomycetes, Pichiales, Pichiaceae. The record is from RefSeq and is a predicted model, not a curated record. The coding region runs from base 1 to 8817 and encodes 2938 amino acids.
AUGGACGUUACAACACAAUUCGGCUAUGCGUCAGUCAACCGAUCGAUCAACCUGCAAUGGGUCUACAUGGUGGAAUGGGUUAUAGCUCUGCUUGGAUCCAUCGGAAUACUAUUCUACUUCAAUCGGUUAAUGGGCUCAAUAGUGUCAUUCCUAUUGAAAUACAUUUUAUGGAAGCGAUAUAAGGUACGAUUGAAGGUCCAGUCUUACAAAGUCUCCUUUCUUGGGGGACGGCUUUUUUUCAAAAAUGUCACAAUCAUAACCAAGAACGAGAUGAUCCUAAUUCAUCAAGGAUGGCUCACAUGGAGAUAUUGGCUCACAUCCGUGCGCCAAUCUGGAUUCAUAACUGAGCAAGAAAAUACAAAAAACGGGCUACUUCCAACACGGCUGCUGAUGGAAAUCUAUGGGCUUGAGGUGUUUGUUUACAACCGGAUGAAUGUUUACGACGAAUUACUGAGAAAGCUGAACGAGGAGACCGGUCAUACUGAAAAGCAGUCGUACUCUACAAGUCGCAGCAGCGAAAAUAGCAGCGAUGAAAAUACAAUCAAUGACUUUGAAGAGUCGGAUGAGCGCUAUGUCCCACAAUUCAUUAAAAUUCUUCCCCUCAAAGUUCUGAUAAAACAAGGCGGCUUCGUGAUAGGCAACCAGACAACAACCUCUCUUUUGGUUGGAUCCUACACAUCCUUGGAAGGACUUUUUGAUUGUCUUCAGCCAGCUUCCAAAUACGAUAAGUGUCGAGUUGACCACGAUGUUAGGGCCAACCAGCUACAGCUGUAUCUUAAGCCGAAUGUUUCAUACGAGGGUAUGGAUCAGAUCAUAAAAGAGUUUGAUCAGGAGCAAAACCACAAGUUCAAGAGGUUUCUAGAGAAGCUAGGGCUGUAUCACAGUGGCACCAAAAAAGACAGUGAGAAGACUAAAGAGGAAGAGUUACAUCAUUGGCGCGGUCUUGAACGAUAUUUGUCCUAUGAUAGUUCGACAUUGAGCUCCUUUGACGAAAACACACAUUCUGACAAGAGAGACAAUGCGCUUGUGUUCUCGCAGUCCGAGUACGCGCGGUAUACUCAUAUAUUUGACUCGGAGUAUGUCGAUAUCCAUUAUUACUACGACAUCCCAGGGAACACGCCAGCAACACCAGCCAACACCUCUGCUGAUGAUCCAGACAUUAGAAACGGCGGAGCGCCUCCAGCAAACAACAUCGACCUAUCGAUUUCAGAAGGAGUCAUCCAUUACGGGCCGUGGGCCGAAAAAGAGCGCGCUUUUCUACAUCAAAUGUUAUUCCCUUCUAUCUGUAGGGAUGCUGAGCCGCUCGACCGUCUCAAAUCAGGGUCCAAAAGGCAGUACGAAUGGUUCAAGCUAUUUAUCGAAAGUGUGGACGACCUGGUGUUAAGGAUCCCAUUUAGGGAGAGCAGCAAAGAUGUUCUUUACUCCAAUAGUGACCACUCUCAAAAUCAACUUGAGCGCAGACCGUUUGGGUGGCUGGAACUCAAGGUUGGACAGAAUUCCACGUUCAAUAUCUCAACCUCGUACAUCCCCAGUGCAGAGAGCGGCUGGGCAAAUAAGUUUCAUGUGGAUUUUAAUAACCCGGUCAUUUCUUCCAGUGUUAAUCAUCAGAUAUUUUUCAAAGCUAUGAAACACAGCAUAAAUGCAGAUGUCGGGUAUCCCUUGCAAUGGAACGGUCCUGCAACUUGGAUCUUUCAAAACAGGUCUACAAAUGCUGAACUAUACUUACUCAGAGAGCACAUUGAGCUGCUCACAGACAUGUUUGGGGAUUUCAGCUCGGGAUAUCCAACUCCUUACGAGUUGUUCCGUCCCUUCUUCUACAAGAUAAACUGGAAGGUUUACAACUACAAUAUCUCUCUGAACUUGAACGAAAAAAAUAUUGUCAGCCAUCCUCUAGACUAUAAUGACAACAUAUAUGUUUCCUUUUGUGGAUCCGAGCUUGAUUUAGCCGUCGAUAUUCCUUUGGAUACAGUGUAUCGAAAGUCGACGGUUUUUGACUAUAAACUCAACACCACAUUUGACUUGGCUGUCCAUUUUCCACCAUGGCAUACAGGAUAUAAUUUUCUGCGAAAGAAAGAGGUUGGAAGAGCCAAUAACUUCGAGAUGUCGGGAUCUUUCAUUUAUUUCAACGUGAUCGAUAUAGAUACAGUUGACAACAUUGUAGUCAACUGCACUUGUGAGGAUACAACGCUUGAGUGCUAUGGAUUUAUUGUAAAGUAUGUGUUGCUUCUCAAAGCCAACUACUUCGGGGAAGACAUCAAUUUCCAGACCCUUGGAGAAUUUCUCGAAGACAUGAAUGAUAAGUCUCGAGAAAAACCGGUGCCAGAAGAGUUCAAGCCGUUUGGAAUAAAACUACGAAACGAGACCGACCUACAUUUUUCUUUUUGCGUCAAAAAUGGAUGUCUGGUCUUGCCAGCACACAAUUAUGACUGCGAGACACAUGUGGCACUACAUUUUGAGAAUCUGGAUAUUGAUCUCCGAUUCAAUAACUACUACAUGGAUCUCCAGGCUAACUUUUCAGAGAUCUAUGGCCGUUCACUUGAGAACGCCGAUGAGGAUAUGAUCUUUAGCACCACCUCAAAUAAUGUGAGAUUUGAUCCUCAGCUUUAUAUUGAACAGCUUCCAGUGCAUGGCCACAGGACAUUUGGACUCCCUCCAGAUGAACCGACUUAUUACUGCAGAUGGGAUUUCCAUCCGGGACAAAUAACCGUUGAUUCAGAGCCAGUUUUCCUUGACACUGUCCGUCGCUCUCUUGGGUCCCUUGCGGUGGGAUACAAUGAUUUAGAGAAUUCUUUGGACCUCCCUGAAGAGGCGCUCUUUGAUAUGUUGAAUCUGUCUUUCAGCUGUCCCGAAAUUCUGCUGAAAAUCAAUGGUCCGUCUUGUGGUCUCUCGGUUAGACUCGACACGUUGCACCUAACUAUAUCAGAUCAGUCGUCUGCGACAUACAAUAGCCGAAUCAAUCUUAAAAUUGAAGACAUUGUCUUACAAGGUAUGCAUGGCACCGAAACUGUGAUGGACGUGAGAACAUCAGUGUACGUGAGUGACUUCGUCAGAAAACCAGACUUUGCAACUCGCAAAGAAGCUCAAAAAGCCCAUAUGAAAAUCCAUGAUGCACCAUUUCACAGAUGCCCAUUUUUGCUCGCACCAAGUGAUAGAGAUACAACGUACCAUGAAAACUAUGGAGGUUUGAGGCCUUUUCUCAAUUUCCCUGAUGUCCCUCCACCACUGAACUCCAACUCUAUAGAUUUGUUGAUUGCAAGCUAUCCCGAACGGUUGAAAGAUGCCUUGAGAGACGAUGAUGGCUCCGAUUCAUCUUCGUUUGCAGAUGAUAGCAGCUUUCAUGCAGCGGACUCCUCUCCGAAAGUUUCCUCUGAAAAUGACGGUUUUGAGCUUGACUCCAUAGUAUGCAGCUUUGAUGCUGUUGACGGAUACAUUGAUCCGAAAAUCGCAUUGGUGUUGAGUUACAUCAUUUCAAACAAGGAGGUCGUUUCUGUCACCAAUGUAUUGGAUGAAAUUCAAAAUGACUUCAUAAUGCACUUGACCAAAAAACAUGCCACAAAGUCGCAGAAAGUCAACAUUAAGGCGCUGAUCCCGAUGAUCAAUUUGAAAUUGACAGAGUCACGGACUUCUGGGGACUGCGUUGAUAUCAGCAUAUCCAAUCCAACGUUAAGUGCUGCAAUUGAGCCAGAAGGCGGCGUGGAUGUUUUGGCAGCAGAUGUUUCUGAGAUCUCGAUCAACAUAUUAAAGAGUGGCAGGUCUGUUUGCAGUCUCGACAUGACGAAGCUCAGGGUGGAUGUAUACGAUAGCAAAGUGUCCACCAGUGUCAUGAUCGAUGAGGAACAUGUGUAUUUGGAUGUGGAGCCGACAAGCCUCCAGUGGGUUGAGAACUAUAUUUCGAUCCUUAUUGAUCCGAUGAGGAAAGCAGCGUUGGAAAUCUCUGAAACCAUGGCGAGUACUACCAAGGCCAAGAUUGACACUGUAUAUUCCAUUUCCAAAGGGGGAACGGACUAUUCAGUGCGCCAUGAUCCGUCGUGUAUCACCAAGCCGUCGUACAUCAGCAAGUUCUCUGAUGAGCACAUCAGGCGUGAAGACAGCUGGAAGAUCAUUACCAGAAUCAGACAUAUUGCUUACAACUUGCCCAAAAGCUGGCACGAUGCCACACAGAAAAGAUUUGAUGAGCACUCUUGGAAUGCUCCGGAAGACGCCAAGGAAAGGGUGUUCGAUGUAUUUCUCAAUUGGAGAAGGUGGGAGUUUAGUAACAUCUCCACCAGCUAUGUGCUGAUGAGCGUGUUUGGUGACACCAGAUCGAGGGCCGAACAGAAAUCAUUUUCGCUGACAGCGGCAUUUGCGACGUCGAAACUCAGUGUUCAUCCUUUCAGCAAUUUGGUGGUGAUUGAGAACUUGGAGCUUGCCGUAAGUAAAGGAAAGCUGUCGGAGGAGUUAUAUCAGAUGGCCACUGAGCUUUCUAUGAUAAACAUCCAAGAUCAGAUCAAUGUUGGGGUUUCCAUUGGAGCUUUCAAUACCAGUGUCACCUCCAUGAAAGAAUCGAUUCCCUAUAUCAGCGAUUUGGUUGCAAGCAUGGCAUCAAAAUCCAGUGCAGACCAGACUGUCGAAGUUGUGAACGCAACGGAGCCAAACCCACUUUUUUUUAGCACGAGUCUACUUGUGAAAGAGUUCACUCACCAGGUUGCAAUUGAAAGAUCAUCGGUCAAUGUCCGUGGUAGUAAUUGGGUGUUAACGUUGUCUGGAGUCAAAAGUGCAAAGAAUCUGAUUUUUGCUAUGCUACUGAACAAUACCUCGGUUGGGGUUGAUUUCAUGCUUGAUAAAAUGAAGUUAGUACAAUUGAAGUGUUUUGAAAACUCACUGCUUGUCUCCAAGGCAGGGUCGGCGGGUGACGGUCAGGUUUACGUGGACUUGUCUACCUCAAGUAUCAAUAUCUCUGCAGGGUCGGGUUCAGAUUUCUACCUAAAGGCUUUAGAUGUGCUGAUCGAUGAAGAGUAUAACUUGUUGGCCCCACUUAUUAACGAUUUGAAACGAAACCAAGAGAGAGGAUCUCAAAGACAGAAAUCUCCUGUUACCCAAUCUAGCAAUGAAUUCCUAGGCCAGCUGGAAGGGAAGGUAACGGGCAGUAUAUUUGUCUCGAAAAUUUCCUUGCAGCUUGAAGUUUUGUCACCAAUUCUUUACAAAAUGGACGUCCAAGAUAUCGCAUUUGAUCUUACAGCUUCAGACCAGGGUGCCAUGUCAAAUUUCACAGUUUCUCGCAUUAGCUCAAGAAUAAUUUCCACAUCCACCACGCAGCAAGUACAGUUUGCUACGGUUUUUGUUGGAAAUCUGAAUCUUCUAACGAGCUUUAUUGAAAGAUAUGGUAGGUUUGAUGUAUUUGCCCAGGUGCAUGCAGAUCAACUUGGAAUAAAUUGCUCACAGCGUAACGUCAUCUAUUUGGCGAAACUUGCCGAAUCUGACUACCGUGCUGCGCUGGAAUACUUUAGAAAAUUUGAGACAAGGUUCCAUAGUCUAUCUCAAAAGUUGGGCAACAAAAGCAAUCACGUGUCCAAAGCAGGAGAUUCCUCCUUCAUUGUGAAAGCCACUGCUGCCGUCGCUCUGGACAGCUUAUCAUUCACCUGUCUUCUCAACAAAAAUCAGACGUUCCUCGAUUGUAGCAAAAUCACAAUGAAGUUUGUCACCUCUGAUUUCAAUUACACCGGGAACAAGCCCCAAGGAUUCUUGAAGCUGCCCUCCACGAAAGUUAGUAUGCUCUCUCAUGGUCCUCAGACCUCUAGGUUCACCAUCUGUGAUGUCAAUUUGGAAUUGAAAGGUUCAACGUCAGUUUCAAGUGAGAAAAAACUCCACGAGCUUGAAUUGAUCAGCGAGCAUUGCAGAUUUGUGUUGGAUCCGCACUUCACUAGAGAACUCCUUGACGUUUAUUUCGACUUCCAAAAGAAAUUCAACACCUACCAGUUCCCUCGCAAACCUACUCCAAGACAGAACGUCAGUGCAGAAGAGAUUUGGGACCUCUUGAGUGUUUAUUCGAUUCGAAUUGUGUCCAAAAACAUGUGUAUUGGUUGGCUGCUUCCGAAACCAGAAAGAUUGCUGUCAGAUGCAUCGGAUGUUCCUGGCUUUAUUAUUGGUUACGAAAAAGCUGAGACUGUAUGCAGCACAAAAACAGGAAAUGUGCUCGUCUCAAGCAUGUACUUGGCAACUGCUCACGGAAACAGCUCCAUGAAUUUUUACUCCACUGGCGAUGAAAGCUUGAGCGCUAACAGGGCAUAUUUCCCUAGAUUUGAGCUUGACUAUAAAGUUUCGCGAACGCCGGAAGGCAGAGAUAUCUAUGCUGAACUUCAUGGCGAUAAGGUCGAUUUCAAGCUGGAAACUACGAUAUUUUCUGUGGCCGAUAGACUAGCACGGUCCGUUAUUCACGUUCAAGAAAAACUUGAGUCUAUGGUUUUCCAUGAGAUUGCACAGGCCGAGACGGCAGAUGGCUCGGCAACACUAUUUUCCUCGAUCCACUCGAACUUGAGACUUAUUGGCUGUAUCUUUGCAUUCAACGGUGCUUCAAUCAUGAUCAUCAAUCCUACAACAGAUUCAAACCGUAAGCCUACAUCUUUAUGCCUCCAGGCCCCAUCCGUGAGGAUUGCCACAGAGUAUAUCAAGUGUCGCGACUCGGUAAAAAAGCACGUCGUUUUGAUUCAGGCUGUCACUUCGAGUACAGACAACGCGUUGUCAGCAUCUUGUGUUCCCGUGAUUGUCAGUCUUGUUAACAGUGUGAAGGCUUUUGCAAAUAGGAGUCACUCAAAGAAAAGCAAACUGCCAACAGCACGGAAGCCAGAAGAAAGACGUCCUUCUGUGGGAGAAAAGGAGCCGGUCAGCGUCAGCUUGGAGCGCAUUUUCGAAAAGUUCAAGAUCAACUUCUCGCUGAAGGUUGAGCCUCAGCGGCUCACUCUCAGUUGUGAACCAAGUGCAAAGGUUGAGGCGGCAGUCUCCACAAAUGGACUGUUUUGGCACUUCAACACCGAUACAGAUUUGAUCACCACCACUAUCUGUAUUGAAAAGUUGAGAGCGAAGUUGCAACAUGUCUACUCGAAGGAAACUAGUGGGUCCUUGGGAAUCAAUGACAUACUCCUAUCUGCAACUGUUGCCAAAGCGGACGGUGUCAAGACAAUGUCAAACACGUCCAAGAUUUCGAACAUUGACUCGUAUUUAAACAUACAGCAGAGACAGGACGUCGACAUAUUCCGCGAAAUAUGGCUACCAUCCGAACUCUACAAAGGAUCUGUUGAAAAGCCACAUCAGAGCGAGGACAUCUCUCUCCAAAAUAUUGCAGCCAGAGUUAAAGACAUGUCAAACACAACUGUACUUCCCUGGAUUCUCACUCUUCUUGUGGGAAAGGUGAAGUUGAAGGUGGAUCUCGGGUUUUCGCUUGGAACACUGGACGUAGAAGUCGACAAAUGCUGGGUCAAAUCUACGAAGGUCACUAACAGGGACCAAAACUUAAAACUAGAACUGGGCCAGCUGAGAAUUGUGUCAGAGGGAAGACUUGGAGGGCUUUUGGUUGUCGAAAGAGCGCGAAUGGCUUCUGCAAUAUCAUGGUCAAAGGAAAAGGGAAUGGAGAACAUUCCGCUGGUCUUCCUGUCUGCUGGAUUCCGGUCGUUGGAAACCAAGAUUUCACUUGAUUACCACAUAUUUUGCAUAGCAGUGAUUACCAAAGCGAUGGCUUCCAUAUACAACCAGAGUGUGGACAAUCAUGCAGACAAACUUGUUGGAAAAACCUCGAUGGAAUCGUUCAAUGUUUACAUGACAGCUUUGACUGCUUCCAAUUUCGUGGAUAUUUACACCAUUGGAUUACGGAUCCGACAGGAUAUCAAGAUUUCGUACCAUCAAACUCUCAAUGAUGCUUUGGAUGAUCAGAGACAAUCUUUCAGGGACGCAGUGGGGCCAUCGGAGUCAUCUUUGUCAUUGCCUGCUUCGCGCAAAACCGAUACUUCAAGCUCGAGCACAGUCAAGACAGUGGAAAUGUUUCUGGAUGUGAUUGACGAAUUCUACACCAAUUUGGAUGUCCGCAUCGGGUCGAUGCAGCUACAAAUCUUCCCGAGUAGUUUGAUGGAUACACAAGCGCUGGUGAUCAGGGUGGGAGCUUCGAGGGCCAAGUUUGAGCAGAUCAAAACCAGCAUCAUGGAGAACAAGCUGGACAUGAACCUUGACAAUUUCACUGUGGCCCUUUCUUCUUUCAAGUCAAAACCUACAGAGGCAUCGCUUGAAGAACCAGGAGUUCGGAGCUACGUCAAGCUAGCAAACACGGCCACCGGUGGCAGCAUAUUUGUUUUUCCCUCGUUGAACGUGUACAUGGAUGCGUUCCAGCACCCAGGCUCAAACCAAAUCAAAUUCAAAUUUAGCAGCUCCUUUGGAGGAAACGUUGAUGUCAGGUGGAAGCUGGGCUCUGUCUACUUUAUCAGAGAGAUGUGGUAUUCCCAUGCAACCACGCUGAAGACUCGCCUCACUGCGUUGCGAAUCUUCACUUCUGGCUACGGAACAGACUUUGACGAUCUGCUGGAGGAAAAUUACAAAGAGUCAAUUUUUGAGGCCGUCAACUUGGAGGACAGGCUAAAGGACGUGGAGUCGGACCAGAAAUACGUUUACGUUCCUUUAGAGGAGCCGCAUAUCGAGACUCCUAGACUACGUGAUCUGGGAAACGCCACGCCUCCGCUGGAAUGGUUUGGACUGCACAGAAACAAGUUCCCUAACCUCACGCACCAGUUUGUAAUCGUGGGAUUACAGCAAGUGGUCAAAGAGGCCGAAGCCCGAUAUGCUAAUGUUCUAAAAUGA